GACUUUCAGAGAAACAUAGAAGAUAAGUGUAGGGCAGAGUCUGAGCUCAACCAGUUUAAAUAGAGGUCAGAUAGAGUGUGAGUUCAGAACUCCACAGUACACACACCACUGAGAGAUCGAGUGAGAGAGAGAAAAGGAAAAUUAACAACAUGAGCUUCCUGCUGCAAAUUCUUCUCGCUUUGAUUAUCUCUCUUCUUGGGGGACUUUAUGUUCUCGGAGCUUUCCGUCGUCGACGACCUGGAGAACCUCCUCUAGAUAAAGGUCCUCUGCCAUGGCUGGGACACGUCCUGGAGUUCAGGAGGGACACAGCAAAGUUUCUGGAGAGGAUGAGAAAGAAGCAUGGGGAUAUUUUCACUGUGCAGCUGGGAGGGUUUUACUUCACUUUUCUCACAGACCCUCUGUCCUUCGGCUCGGUGGUUAAAGAAGCUCGGGCCAAACUGGACUUUAAUGAGUUCGCUAAACACCUGGUCCAGCGUGUCUUUGGCUACCAUCCCAUGGAAGAUGACCACAAACUUAUUCAGGCAUCCAGCAGCAAGCAUCUGAUGGGUGAUGGUCUGGUGGUGAUAACACAAGCCAUGAUGAACAACCUGCAGAACCUCAUGCUACACAGAAUUGGGUCUGGAAGUACUGAUGACAGAUCGUGGCAGGAGGAUGGGCUCUUCACCUACUGCUAUAACAUUGUGUUCCGUGCCGGGUAUCUGGCGCUUUUUGGAAAUGAUGCAGCCAAGACUUCAGAAAGCCUGGACAAAGCAAAGGAGGUCGACCGAAAGGAGUCAGAAGAGCUCUUUUAUGAGUUUCGUAAAUAUGAUCAACUUUUCCCAAAGUUGGCUUAUGGAGUUCUGGGACCUUCUGAGAAAAUAGAAUCAGAGAGGCUGAAAAGACUUUUCUGGAAUGUUCUUGCUGUGGAGAAGAUGAACACCAAAGAUAACAUUAGUGACUGGGUGUCUGAAUCGCAGCAGAUGCGUGACGAGCGUGGAAUGAACAAGUCCAUGCAGGACAGACACAUGUUCCUGCUUCUUUGGGCGUCCCAAGGCAACACAGGUCCUGCAUCAUUCUGGCUUCUCCUGUAUCUCAUGAAGCACCCAGAGGCCAUGGCGGCAGUGAAGAGCGAGGUCGAUGAGGUUCUGCAUGAAACUGGACAGGAGGUGAAACAUGGAGGUCCGCUGAUUAACCUAACUCGAGACAUGCUGCUCAAAACCCCGGUUCUGGACAGUGCUGUGGAGGAGAGCCUGCGCUUGACGGCUGCUCCGGUACUCACACGGGCCGUCAUGCAGGACAUGAGCCUGAAAAUGGACAAUGGGCGCGAAUACAAGAUCCGCAAAGGUGACCGUGUGUCCCUGUUCCCCUACACGGCUGUCCAGAUGGACCCUGAGGUGCACCCUGAUCCACACACCUUUAAAUACGACCGGUUCCUCACACCCGAAGGCAAGAAAAAGACCGAAUUCUACAAAGGAGGAAAGAAAGUGAAGUACUACACCAUGCCGUGGGGUGCCGGGGUCAGCAUGUGUCCCGGGAGGCUCUUUGCCGUCAACGAGCUCAAGCAGUUCGUAUUCCUUAUGCUGACAUAUUUUGAAUUUGAGUUGAUGAACCCAGAUGAAGAGAUCCCAGACAUCGACGUGAGACGAUGGGGAUUUGGGACGAUGCAGCCGACACGAGACAUCCCCUUCAGAUACAGGCUCAGGUUUUAGACAAGGAAAAUGUUCAUGCUAAUAACCUUCUACACGUUUCCUGCAUGCUAGGGUUGAGUUCAUUACAUCAUUUUUUUUGCUUUUAUUAAUAUUUGCUAAUCAUUUUGUGGAUCACAUUCAGCACUAGUUUCUUAAAACAGUUUUUUAUUUCCUUUUAUAACAUUCUUUUUAUUAUUAUUAAAUUCUAACCAGUUUUUAAAGAAAGUAUUAACAAACAUUGUCCUUAUCAGUGCUCAGGAAUCAUAAUGGCCUCAUGUCAGACACUUCAGUCUGUACAUAAAUGCUGUAAUAUAAAAGAUUUAUUUUAAUCUGAUGAAUAAAGAUAAUACUAUUCUUA
Messenger RNA from Tachysurus vachellii, 2025 nucleotides. RefSeq names its product 5-beta-cholestane-3-alpha,7-alpha-diol 12-alpha-hydroxylase-like. NCBI's taxonomy places the organism in Eukaryota, Metazoa, Chordata, Actinopteri, Siluriformes, Bagridae. The transcript has a single exon. The record is from RefSeq and is a predicted model, not a curated record. Gene Ontology annotation, molecular function: iron ion binding; heme binding; sterol 12-alpha-hydroxylase activity. The coding region runs from base 150 to 1688 and encodes 512 amino acids.